Closterium sp. NIES-65 is the source of this 816-nucleotide messenger RNA. Lineage: Eukaryota; Viridiplantae; Streptophyta; Zygnematophyceae; Desmidiales; Closteriaceae. The record is from the annotation of a GenBank genome assembly.
AUGCGUCUGCGUUCCGUGUCUGGGGAUCUCGGGCGUUUGUCCGCGACUUGUCUGCGGACAAGCUGUCCCCUCGUGCUGCUCCCUGUGUCUUCCUUGGCUUCCCCCCUGACACCCCUGGGUGGCAGUUCUACCACCCCACCUCUCGUCGUGUUCUGUCCUCCCAGGAUGUCACGUUCGACGAGUGUGUCCCAGGUAGAUGCAGUCGAGCCGGUCGAGGUUGCUGGUGACUCUGGUACUGCUGUGGGUGCUGAGCCUGGGGGUGCUGAGUCUGGGGGUGCUGCGACUGGGGGUGCUGAGCCUGGGGGUGCUGAGCCUGGGGGUGCUACGACUGGGGGUGCUGAGCCUAAGGGUCCUUCGCCUGGGGGUGCUGCGUCUGGAGCUGCUGAGCCUGGGGGUGCUGAGUCUGGAGCUACUGAGCCUGGGGGUGCGGAGCCCGCGGCCGCUGGAUCUGCUCGUGUGGCGUUUGGCGGUGCUGGGCCGGGUGGUUCUCCGGGUGCUUCGUCUCGGCGGGAGCCACUCUCUCCACAGGAGCUGCGCGAGUGGUUUGCCCGGCGCUGGAGGCGUACUACUGGAGCUGGUGCUUCUUCGGCUGCUGAGGGUGCUGGUGCCGCCGGUCUCGGAGGUGCUAGUCCUGCGAGUGCUACUGGAGUCGGAGCUGCUGAGGGUGUUGGCGCUGAGGCUACUGCUGUCGGUCCUGACGGCAGUCCUGCUGCGGGUGCUGCUGGUGCUGCUGGAGGUACUGGAGCUGGAGGUGCUGUUGAUGCUGGUGCUGCCGCUGGGGGUGCUGUCCUCUCUUCCUGGGCUUGCCGACCCUGA